Molecule: messenger RNA, 198 nt
Organism: Eimeria necatrix
Lineage: Eukaryota; Apicomplexa; Conoidasida; Eucoccidiorida; Eimeriidae
Exons: 1
Coding region: 1-198 (65 amino acids)
Source: RefSeq, a predicted model, not a curated record
AUGCCUGCAGACUGCAAGGAAAAUGCAGCAGCAGCAGACGCAGCAGCAGAUCCGCAGCCGCAGCAGCAGCAGCAGCAGCAACAGCAGCAGCAGCAGCAGCAGCAGCAGCAGCAGCAGCAAAAAGCCCAAACAGCUCCCCCAGUGCCAGAGGCGAUGCCCUCAGCAGCAGCUUUGACUCGCGCCAUGAGAGGUAAAUAA